CCCUUCGCGUGGCGCCGCCUCGCGGAGUCUCGCGAUAGCAGCGGGCGCGGGAACGCGGGCGGGGCGGGGCCGCGCGCUGUUCGGGGGCGGUGGGGUCGCUCCCCUCCCCCCGCCCGGCGGCGCCGACACCGGCCCCGGCCCGGCCCGGCCCCGCGGCGCGCAGCAUGGACGCCGGCCCCGGCAGCGUCGCCCGCUCGGAUGGCGAAGUGCCGUCCACCUCCGCCGCGGCGGCCUCUGCGCAGGAGCCCGCCGCCGAGGAGAAAAAUGAUCCUCCAUUUCAACUCAAACUUCCGCCAAAGGCAGCCAGACCUGAAAAAGAAAUCGACCCAGAAUAUGAAGAGAAGAUGAAAGCAGAUCGAGCAAAAAGAUUUGAAUUCCUCCUGAAACAGACAGAACUUUUCGCGCAUUUUAUUCAGCCUGCAGCACAAAAAUCACCAACAUCUCCACUGAAAGUCAAACUGGGACGGCCACGGAUAAAGAAGGAUGAAAAACAGAGUUUAAUUUCAGCUGGGGAUUAUCGUCACAGGCGCACAGAGCAAGAAGAAGAUGAAGAAUUGUUGUCUGAGAGUCGAAAAACAUCUAAUGUGUGUAUUCGAUUUGAGGAAUCUCCUUCGUAUGUGAAAGGAGGAACACUAAGAGAUUAUCAGGUUAGAGGGCUGAACUGGAUGAUCUCAUUGUAUGAAAAUGGUGUUAACGGCAUUCUGGCAGAUGAAAUGGGUCUUGGUAAGACUCUGCAAACGAUAGCAUUGUUAGGCUAUCUGAAGCAUUACAGAAACAUUCCUGGGCCACACAUGGUCCUGGUUCCAAAAUCAACUUUGCACAAUUGGAUGAAUGAAUUUAAACGCUGGGUUCCAUCGUUACGUGCCGUUUGCCUUAUUGGAGAUAAAGAUGCCAGAGCAGCUUUUAUCCGUGAUGUUAUGAUGCCUGGAGAAUGGGAUGUUUGUGUAACAUCAUAUGAAAUGGUCAUUAAGGAGAAAUCUGUCUUCAAAAAAUUUAACUGGAGAUACCUGGUAAUUGAUGAAGCUCACAGAAUAAAGAAUGAGAAGUCCAAGCUGUCAGAGAUUGUGCGGGAGUUCAAGACAACGAAUCGAUUGCUGCUUACAGGAACUCCUUUACAGAAUAACCUCCAUGAGCUGUGGGCAUUACUCAAUUUUCUUUUACCUGAUGUCUUCAAUUCUGCAGAUGAUUUUGACUCUUGGUUUGACACUAAAAAUUGUCUUGGUGAUCAAAAACUUGUAGAAAGACUUCAUGCUGUUUUGAAGCCAUUUCUAUUGCGUCGCAUAAAAGCUGAAGUAGAAAAGAGCUUGCCUCCUAAGAAGGAAGUAAAAAUUUACCUUGGACUUAGCAAGAUGCAGAGGGAAUGGUAUACAAGGAUCCUGAUGAAAGAUAUUGAUAUCCUAAAUUCAGCUGGGAAAAUGGAUAAGAUGCGUCUGCUGAAUAUUCUGAUGCAGUUGCGAAAAUGCUGUAACCAUCCAUACCUGUUUGAUGGUGCUGAGCCUGGCCCUCCUUAUACCACUGACACACAUCUCAUCACUAACAGUGGUAAAAUGUUAGUUCUGGAUAAACUGCUAGCAAAACUCAGAGAACAGGGUUCCAGAGUUCUGCUUUUUAGUCAGAUGACUCGUUUAUUGGAUAUUUUGGAAGAUUAUUGCAUGUGGCGUGGAUAUGAGUACUGCCGACUGGAUGGACAGACACCACAUGAAGAGAGAGAGGAAGCAAUAGACACCUUUAAUGCUCCCAACAGCAGUAAAUUCAUUUUCAUGCUUAGUACCAGAGCUGGAGGCCUAGGAAUUAAUUUGGCAACCGCUGAUGUAGUUAUUCUCUACGAUUCAGACUGGAACCCUCAAGUAGACCUGCAAGCCAUGGAUCGUGCGCAUCGUAUUGGUCAAAAGAAACCAGUACGGGUGUUUCGACUAAUCACUGAUAAUACUGUUGAAGAGAGGAUUGUAGAAAGAGCUGAAAUAAAACUGAGACUGGAUUCUAUAGUUAUACAACAAGGAAGGCUUAUAGACCAACAAUCUAACAAACUGGCGAAGGAUGAAAUGUUGCAAAUGAUCCGGCAUGGAGCCACACAUGUCUUUGCUUCAAAGGACAGUGAGCUGACAGAAGAAGAUAUAAGCACUAUUUUGGAAAGAGGUGAAAAGAAGACAGCUGAAAUGAAUGAACGAUUGCAAAAAAUGGGGGAGAGCUCCUUAAGAAAUUUCACUAUGGACACAGAGAUGAGCUUAUAUAACUUCGAAGGUGAAGAUUAUAGAGAAAAACAAAAGCUGAGCAUGAUGGAAUGGAUAGAGCCUCCAAAACGAGAACGCAAAGCUAAUUAUGCAGUAGAUGCUUAUUUUAGAGAAGCCCUGCGCGUUAGUGAACCAAAAGUUCCAAAGGCUCCACGACCUCCAAAACAACCAAAUAUUCAGGAUUUCCAGUUUUUUCCACCACGAUUAUUUGAACUUCUGGAAAAAGAAAUUCUGUAUUAUCGUAAGACUAUAGGAUAUAAGGUUCCCAGGAAUCCUGACCUCCCAAAUGCAGCUCAGGUGCAAAAAGAAGAGCAAAAGAAGAUUGAUGAAUCUAUGCCUCUGACUCCUGAAGAAACUGAAGAGAAAGAAAAACUUCUAACACAGGGUUUUACAAACUGGAACAAAAGAGAUUUUAACCAGUUUAUUAAAGCUAAUGAGAAAUAUGGACGUGAUGAUAUAGACAACAUUGCCCGUGAAGUGGAGGGAAAGUCACCUGAGGAGGUCAUUGAGUAUUCAGCUGUUUUCUGGGAACGUUGUAAUGAACUGCAGGACAUUGAGAGGAUUAUGGCUCAAAUUGAACGAGGAGAAGCAAGAAUUCAACGGAGGAUCAGUAUCAAGAAAGCACUUGAUGCCAAAAUUGCAAGGUAUAAAGCACCUUUUCAUCAGCUGCGUAUUCAGUAUGGAACAAACAAAGGCAAAAAUUACACAGAAGAGGAAGACAGAUUUUUGAUAUGCAUGUUACACAAGAUGGGCUUUGACAAAGAAAAUGUGUAUGAGGAGCUAAGGCAGUGUGUGCGCAAUGCUCCUCAGUUCAGAUUUGACUGGUUUAUCAAAUCUAGAACGGCAAUGGAGUUUCAGAGACGCUGCAAUACUCUCAUAUCAUUAAUCGAAAAAGAAAAUAUGGAAAUUGAGGAAAAAGAAAGAGCUGAGAAGAAGAAGAGAGGAGCAAAAGUUCCAGCAUCACAGAAGAGAAAAGCAGAUUUGGCCACUGAGAACUCUGGGAAAAAGGAUGCUAAGAAAGUGAAGUCGUGAGCCUGAAAACUGAAUGCUAGAUAUAAAAACUGCCACUUUCUUCUCUCCAUCUACAAGUAUUAAUUGCCAACUUCUUUGUAUUCAUGGUACUCUCCCCCAAAUCCUAUGGUUUCAUUUUGCAAAUUUUGUAUAUUUUACAAUGCCUUUCUUUACCUAAAAUGUGUAGCUUUAUAUUUUAUGCAUUCCAGUAUUUUUGUGUACUGUAUUUUGUGAAUUUCAUGUCUUCAGCAAAAUUCACUCAGUCCUUGUUUUUUUGAAGCUUGUGCUGAGGUUUUAGCUUUUAUAUGUUUUAUAUGCUGCUGCUUUGAAAGAAAACCUAGAUUCUAUAGCUGUAUUAUUGUUGUUUCAUAUUUUAAAUUUAUAUGGCUGUGGGAAAAUAAAUUGAAUUAAAAUUAUUUGAAGAGAAAAAUACUUCACCUUUGUUUUCCCUCCCCUCUCUCCAUUUUCUGCACAGCUUUGCUUUAGAGUGUGUGUUAAGGUUUGUAUAAUUGUGCCUUCACCAUCGAUCAUAUUUCUUUUCAGAAGAGUACAUAGAUAGGAUCAGGAGCAUGACAAAACGAAAAAUCUGAUUAGACUGACAUUCUUGUUUGCUGUCAGAUGUCAAUUGACAUUUUUUUUUCAAAACUAUUCAGAAGGAAAGCCAGCAAAUACUUAUACAUACUUUUUCUUUAUUGACAUUGGUUUCUGCUGGGCUGCAUAUAUGCUUAAACACAGAGUGUGGUGUUUUUCUGAAUGACCUCUAGAAGAAACCUUUUUUGUUUUAUUUUUAUUAUUAUUUUUUUAAUAUGAAAAGGCAUAAUGAACUGAGGUUUAAUAAACCUAAUAAGCUGAAGUACUUCCCUUGCAGCUUUUUUUUUAAGUAACAAAGUAAUUCAUCUGCUGGUUAGUAGGUUGCUCAGCUAUGCUGCCUUGUGCUAAAAGAUCUUGGUUGCUUAAAUUACCUCUGCUUUUACCUUUGAUUCAACACGUCAGUCAGAAGCAAUGGGGAUAUGUUAUGGAGUGCUCCUUUUCAGUAUUUCCAUUUUAAGGAAUGGAUGAAAGUGCUGGAUGUACCUUAUUUUGACUUUGCAGGAGUGGCCUUUUAUUAGGUGGUUCAUAGUUUCUGGUCACCUUGGAGUCUCUGCCUUUCUCAGAUCAGUGGAACAGUGACUGUGGCAUCUAAUGUUUUACUUUAAUCUUCUGUCUCUGAUCUGGUGUUUAGUAUGGACCUUGCUGCAGUGAGACAUGCCCUCGUAAUGUCAAGUCUAGAUUAAUGCAGCGUGCUUUUACAUGGUACUCGCCUUGAAGAAGACUUGUGCAUUUCUCCUAGCGCAGGCUGCUUCCUUCUUGAGUGCUUUGGGAUGAUAAAGCACUCCAUAUUUCAUGCUUUGCAUUGCCUACCUGCUUCUUUAUUUGUAAAAUUUGUAAAAAGAGCCUUGGAAAGCUCUUGAGUUUUAGGAUACAGUUCUCUCCAUAUGCUUUUGUGGCAAUUGAAAUCUAUUGGAAUGUCUUUUACGUUUUGUGGGAUUAAUCUCUUUAAGCUUAAUGAUGAGUAAUUUCCAGCCUUUCUUUGGUGGUCUGAGUUUAAGGUUUGGGGCAAAAUGGGUGUGAUUAUUUGUUUAAGCUUUUUGCAAGAUAACUAAUUUGACUUUUGUAUUUUGGACUGAAGCUUUCAUUUGGGGACCAAGUUACUAAUUAUUUGUACUGGGCUUUUUAUUUGCUUGUAGUUAUAUACUUUAUUUGCUUGUAGUUAUAAAUUAUAUACUUGUAGUUUAAAAAAGGAUUUUCAUCCAGAGAGCUGAGACUAUUACACGUAAUGAUUGGGGACAACUUUCAGAUGAAGGUUACUGAUGGGUGUUGAUAUAUACUUUUAAAUGACUAUGUAACCCAGAGGGAUACGUAUGCUCAAAAAAGGAGGAUGUCUUUUCAAAUAAUAUUUUUGAUAUUAGAGUGGUUGACAUCCUCUUUUAUCCUUGGGGGAAGGAGAUCUAGUGUAAUUAUGCAGGCUGGAAAAAGGCUACAUAGCUACGUACAGAUAAUCACAAAUCCUGGAGCAUUGCUUUUAACAGAGAGAGAAAGAUGCCUUAUUUACAUUUGCUUUUCAGCUCCCAUGUCAUUCAGUAACUUUAUAACCUGAACUUACAAAAGCAAGUAAAAAGAGGGAAAUGAAGGCUUGAAGAGCCAACUGAAUUUUUGUUGAAAUGCAUCGCUACAUUUAGGUCUUAUUCUAUUGCUCCUGUUUAGCAUAAUUGGGUGAAUAUUUUAAUGCUUUCAGUCUCAAAAUAAGUGUAUUCUGUUUUUUCUGUUUAUUGCAAAUUUGCUUUGUUUCACUUGCAUGUUCUUGUGUAUCUAGUUUCUCUGUGUAUUAUUAUUUGCAAAGUAUAUGGGAGAUGUUAGAAUGAUGAUAUCUCAACUUGUCCUUUUAUGCAGAUUUCCUGGUUUCACUUACCGUUUGAGAUACUGUUCAUUUUUCUUCUCCUUUGGUGACAUGAUAUACUAGCUAUAUAGCAGAAGAUCAUGCAAUUGUUCUUUGAGAUAUUAUCCUCUUGAUCAGACAGCUUCUCUGAAGAAUGAUAGAUGCUCCCAGGAACUAUUUGUUAUCUCUUAUAGUCUGUAGUUUCUAGUUAAACUAAAUGUGCUGUUGAACAACAGUCCUUCAGAGCACUUGUGUACUAUGUACUAGUUCCUCAGCAUAGUGAAUCUUUCCAUCCAUCACGUCUCACAGUGAUAAGUAAAGAAAAUUGCAACAGCUGCUGGUCAGGAUUAAAGUAAAAUGGAUCUUUCCUUUCCUUUUUCUUUCUUGUAGUUGAAGAAGUACACAGAGCAUGUGCCUAGCAGUAUCUAAAUGAUAUGCUGCUGUGACUCGGAGUUAGACUGAAAUAAAGAAAUCUUCCUGCUUUUAACUACUGUUUUCUUAGAUAAGCAAUACUGUUUGUAAGAGAUUUGUAAGCAUUGAAUGUAAUGUGAUACAAAGAACUUCGGAAAAUUCUGGGCCUUUAGACAACUCGGUGAGCGCCAAACAAAUUAUGUGAGCUGGUGUCACAAAAAGUUUGGAAAUAAUGUCAGGUCGCCUUUUGAGUAGACAGCUGAAAUUUAAUUGUGUUAGUUUAGCAUCAGGGUUGAAGAAAGAAAAAGUGCAGCAACCAUUCAGCACCAUUCACCAAUCAGGCAGUGCACGUAGCAAAUACAGGGAGAGGUCACACAGCUCUUGUGUUCUUUUUCCUUUCGCAGUCACUGGUUUCAAAUUACGAGUCCUUUAUUUCUGAGCUAGACAUGACAUUAGCGAUGAUGGUAGUCAUACAGCUGACCAUCUUCAUUAUUUUGUUUAAUUUCAGUUUAUUAUAAUGAGAUAGAGAAGAAACGAAGCUCUCUGCUGAUGAUAACCCAUCUUUAGACGCUACUUGCAAAAGUAGCGUUACUAUACUAAAGUAUCAAUUAAGAAUUUUUCUUGUAAAUUAGCAUUGCUUGUUUGAUUUAGUGAUAAUGCUGGUUAUGGAUUUUAAAAAAUCAUUUUUUUCUCUGAGAUCAGAAGUGAGGGGUACAGUAUAUGGAAAUCUAUACGAAUCUUUCUAAAUAUCUGAGGGAAGUAACUUGUGUUACACAGUUCCUGCAGCUCCUUCAGGUCCUGCUCUGCACUGCCAGGACCCGCAGUCUAUCUGCGGGGUGCACAGGUACUCUCUCUGCGCGCCUCCUGCCCAAGUUCAGUGGGAAGAUUAAGGAUGUUCAGUGAUCACAAAAUAAUUCCCAAACUAAAAAAUAGGUAGGCCUUACAGAUUGGAAAAGCGUAUGGAAUUUGCAGCCAGAAGUGUUUACGAAAAUACAGAAUGACAGAUGCUUGGUGCAGACACGGAAGGAACUGAUUGCUGGAGUCUGAUCUGGGUAAGAUACUGGAGCUAGGCAGUAGUUACAUUUCACCUAAGUUUAUCUACUCCAUGUACUUAGCUUCAAGCAUGUAUGUAAAUACUUUGGUUGGUCAAAGUUACAAUGUUUGAUAUACUCCUUUCUGCAAAAAAGUUUAAUUUUAACUUGGUUUGCAUAUUUUGAAGUGUAAUGUAUUAUCUUUUAAUUGCAUUUGCAUGAUGUCCUUCAUUUCAUACUGGCCUUAAUAGGAGUAAUAUUUGCUGCCUCAAAGAUAUAUCUACAUAGUGUUGUCGAAGGAUAACUUCUGAACUUUUUCGAAUUCAGAGUUGUUUGUUUAGUUGUACAUAUAUGAAAAUAAAAAUUAAUAUGAACCUUUAAUCUUUUGGUAACCACACUUCUGGUACAGAUGGGCCCAUGCGCUUGAAAUCAAAUGAUCUUUUGAACAGUUUUGUUUUGGUUGCUCCUGUUAACUUUCAGGCUAUUGUAGCUGGACUUUAUUGGGGGGAGUGGCUGCCCCGCAUCUGCUUUCAAUCUUUCUUAUUUCCUUUCAUCUAAAAUAAAAUGCUAGUAGUGCCUGUAUUUUUGUGACAGCCUUACUUGUGUUGUUUCUUUGUAUGAUAUAUUAAUACAGUGUAUGUUGAUGAUAUAUUAAAGUAUAUUACUGUUUUUCUGUUA
Messenger RNA from Dromaius novaehollandiae (emu), 7778 nucleotides. RefSeq names its product SWI/SNF related, matrix associated, actin dependent regulator of chromatin, subfamily a, member 1 (gene SMARCA1). Gene Ontology annotation, biological process: nucleosome organization; regulation of transcription by RNA polymerase II. Gene Ontology annotation, cellular component: chromatin; nucleus. The record is from RefSeq and is a predicted model, not a curated record. The coding region runs from base 165 to 3263 and encodes 1032 amino acids. Gene Ontology annotation, molecular function: histone binding; ATP-dependent chromatin remodeler activity; ATP hydrolysis activity. NCBI's taxonomy places the organism in Eukaryota, Metazoa, Chordata, Aves, Casuariiformes, Dromaiidae. The transcript is spliced from 24 exons.